AUGUCGUCCACCAGCAACGCCUCCAUUGACAAGUUCAACGGAGACAAUUACGCAACGUGGAGCCGAUACAUGCGCGGUGUGUUUUUGACGAAGUCCGUCUGGCACGUCGUCAACCGUGAAGUGACUCCGACUUUCACCGACCCGCGAGCGUCCGAUGACUACGUCAAGGCAAGCAACGUCGCGUUUGGUAUGAUGCUGCUGCACAUGAACGCGGACUACCAUCAUGUGCUGGACAACUGCGAGGAAGCCUGGGUUGCGUGGACAAGUCUGAAGACGCUGUACGGUGGGUCGCAGAAGGCAGGACGCAUCUACCUCAAGCGACAACUUUUCAGUAUCAAGAUGGCUGAAGGCGCGAACGUCAUGCAUCACUGCAACGAGGUCCUCAACAUCUCCGCCAAGCUUAGCGGCAUCGGUGCGAAGAUGGAAGACGAAGACGUUGCAAUUUGUCUGCUACUCAGUCUUCCGAAGAGCUACGAAAAUGUGGUGCUCAACAUGGAAAUGAGCAGCACCGAGCUUCGCACUCAAGAUGUGGUGAGAGUCCUGACGAAUGAGCAUGCCAAGCGUCAAGGAGAAAAAGGGACAACGACAGCGACUACGGUGAAGGCUGAAGAUGCAAGCAAGGCAUUCAGCGCCGAGCGUGAGCCCUACCAAUGCACGUAUUGUGGCAAGGUGGGACACACGGUGGAUCGUUGCUGGACAAAGCAGAAGAACGAAGGUCGGGGAGCCCGACGCGGCGGCAAUGGUCGUGGACGCGGGGCUAACAAUGUCCAGUGGGGACAUCAUGAUGAAGGCAAUGGCUACGAUCGAGUGGCGUUUGCAGUCUCGUUCGAAUGUGGAGUUUCGACGAGCAAGGACGUGUCUGGAAUGUGGGCCGUCGACAGUGGUGCAACGCACCACAUUUGCCACGACAAGACCAAGUUCGCAAGUUUGGCAGAGCGCAAUGAGGGCGAACUCUUGGUGGCUGAUGGCAACAAGGUGGCCAUCAAGGGUGUGGGAACCAUCAUGGAAAAGGUGGUUCUGCCCAACGGUGAAGAGCGUGAGAUCGAAAUCAAGAACGCGCUAUAUGUUCCAAGUAUGAGCAAGAACCUGCUCUCGGUACCACAGAUUAACAGCCAUGGCAAGUUUCAAGUCGUGUUUGACGGGUCCAAGAUGUAUGUGACUCUCAAGAACUCACAGCAAGUGGUGGCGACAGCGGAUCUCGUGGAUGGACUCUACUGGCUUCGGACGACUCAACGAUCAGCGAAUGUGACAACAAGUGGAACCAGUUGUGCCGAUCUACAUGCGAGAAUGGGUCAUGCUCCAGUCGAUGUACUUCGCAAGAUGAUCGCGACCAACAUGAUCAAGGAUGUGCGAGUCCCUCUCAAGUCGGGUGGAGCAACUACAUGUCGAGGAUGUCAACAAGGGAAAAUGGUCCAAAAACCAUUUCCAAGCAACCGAGACAAGCGCAGCUACGAUACGUUUGAGCUACUUCAUCUGGACAUCUGCGGGCCCAUGGAAAAGGAUUCGCUCGGUGGCAGCAAAUAUUUGCUGCUGAUCAUCGACGAAGCCAGUGGAUGCAUGAAGGGCUUUUGUCUACGAGUGAAGUCCGAGAGUGAAGACUACAUCCGGAAAUAUAUCACCAUGGUACAGACGCAAUUCUGUAAGAAGGUCAAGUUCGUGCGACACGACGGAGCUCGCGAGUUUGCAACCAACUCGCUUCAACUGUUCUACGAAGACGAAGGCAUUGAACAGCAGACAACGCAUGCUUCAUCAUGCCAAACUGGACAAGUGUUUCUGGGCCGAAGCAGCGAUGACGGCCAUCUACGUCAAGAAUCGACUGCCGUCACCUAA
Peronospora matthiolae is the source of this 1830-nucleotide messenger RNA. NCBI's taxonomy places the organism in Eukaryota, Oomycota, Peronosporomycetes, Peronosporales, Peronosporaceae. The record is from the annotation of a GenBank genome assembly.